GUUCACAGAAAAAUAUCAUAUGAAGCAAACCUAGAAGUCAGAAAAUGAAAUAUCCACAAUGGUUGAAUCUUAUCGUACUGCUUUUAUUUUUGGGUAGUGGCAUUUCAAGCCCCAGCUUAACUACCCAACUUAUACACAAAUGGGUAUCGGGUCCCAAACAUAUUCCACCUGGCGUUCUCAUCUGUCAUCCGGUAGUGCUGACGGCUCUCGAAACCCUUUCAGUUUUGACAGAUGGUGAAACCCAUAAGGAGUUCAAUGGCUUAUAUGUACGGCCACUUCGAAAUAUAAGUGAAAGCUUGUGGUUUAACCACACGAAUACACUGCUCUUAAGAGCUGGAACUGAAGUACUCGAUUCCGGAAUAAAAGCCAUUGAGAACCUAGCCACACUUCAGUUUAUAGACUUUAUCUACCCGAGACGCAGUCUGUAUAAGUUCAAUGAAGCCUUGAAAGAGACCCACCAGAGUUCCUAUUUUCCCUCUAUCCUGCAGCGACGUUAUAUAAAUUGGGAUACAGAACUGAUUUCUGUUGGAACCGCCACCAUGACCGCUCAUUGGAUCCACAAUUUUGAGCCCAAAAACUCCGGAUUGCGGGUUUUCCAUAGCCAGCUCGAUGAACACGGCGGGAUACGACCGGUGGCCAUUGAUUUUAUGUCAAUAGUAGGUAACUUUCUGUUUAGUGAGUUUGAUGGAUUGCAACUGCUACACCUGCCGCUGAAUCACAAUCUCACCCUGCUCAUUCUACUAAGUCGCCAGGUUAUUGAUAAGAAAUCCUAUGAGAUUCCUAAUCAAUACAAUCCUCUUGAACUAUUAAAAAAGGGAAAAAUGGAGUUCGUGGAGGUGCAGAUGCCCAAGAUCGAGUUCGAAUAUCGCGCCGAACUUGUGCCCAGAGCCCUCAACGGAAUGGGUAUUCGUCGGGUUCAUCAGAAAAAUGCUGACUUCAGCAAACUUACUUCUAGCAAAAUUAAGCUUUCAAGCAUGGUGCAUGCCACAUCUAUUCGAAUCGAUGAGUUCGGCAUCAACGAGGAACCUUUUGAAAUUGCGCAUUCUUCCCCACUGGAGUCAGAAACAGAGAAGCUGACGUUCAUUGCGGAUCGCCCAUUCUUUUUCUCAAUUCUUAACGAAUCGCAGCUUCUUUUCAGUGGCGAGUUUUUAGGUCCGUAAGACUUGAUUAUAAAUGUUCUUAACUCUAGUGAAAUAUAUAUUUAU
Molecule: messenger RNA, 1205 nt
Organism: Drosophila gunungcola (fruit fly)
Lineage: Eukaryota; Metazoa; Arthropoda; Insecta; Diptera; Drosophilidae
Product: serine protease inhibitor 88Ea-like
Exons: 3
Coding region: 45-1160 (371 amino acids)
Molecular function (GO): serine-type endopeptidase inhibitor activity
Source: RefSeq, a predicted model, not a curated record